Molecule: messenger RNA, 3203 nt
Organism: Bombina bombina (fire-bellied toad)
Lineage: Eukaryota; Metazoa; Chordata; Amphibia; Anura; Bombinatoridae
Product: interferon-inducible GTPase 5
Exons: 3
Coding region: 138-1919 (593 amino acids)
Cellular component (GO): membrane
Molecular function (GO): GTP binding
Source: RefSeq, a predicted model, not a curated record
AUGACAACAAGAGCACGUGAGGAGGAGCGGGGAGGAGUUAGAGCAGGAAAACAUGGCUCAGGUUAUUAUGCACAAGGUCUGAGACUGUCUGGAAGUUCUUCACAUCAUCCUCUGCCAGCCUGUGACAUACAGAGAAUAUGGAGUCUUUUAGUGAACUGAGUUUGUCUGCUGGAGACCUUCAAUUUGAAGAACAACAUGAGACAUUUGUUAACAAGGAUCUUUCACUGUCUGUUAUUGAGCAGAGCUUCGAGUUCUCUGUUGCCAUUGCAGGAGGUCCUGGUGUUGGUAAAACAGUUUUGAUCCAGGCUCUAUUGGGUUUAAAUGACAGCAAUCAGCAUUCAAGAGCUGCUUCUCUACACCCCAACAAACCUCAAAGCCCUUUACUUUACCUCCAUCCAUCUCACCCAGGUCUGACACUUUGGGAGCUACCAUUGGAGGAGGGAUCCCCUGAGAAAUGGAUUUCUGAAGCCGACCUUCUCAUACUGGUCACUGAUGGGCAGUUCUCACCGGCUUACAGUGUCCUUACUCAUUGUGCCCUUUCCUUGGGCAAAAAGCUCUGCUUUGUACGCACUAAGGUUGACUGUGACUUGCACACAUUGAAGAGAAGGAUGAGGGAGGCUUACAGGCGGGAGGAAGUACUACUGACAUUACGUAAUGUCAUCCUUCAGCCACUCAGUGACAUAACUGUAAAGGAGAGUCUGCCACUUUUCCUGGUGUCUGGAUAUGAACCAUCUGUUCUGGACACACAGAGGCUGAAAGCAGAAGUAACAGAAGCAGCCAAAGAAUGUGGGAGAUUCCUAUCGCUUGCACAGCAGGGAUUUGAGGUGAUAGGAGAUGAGGAGAUUGCUGAGUUGCAGUCUGCCCUGGAAAGGGGAGGAAUCCCUGAGAUGGUCAGGUUUAUACAGAGCAGCUUAGACUCACUACUAGACACUCAUAUCAACAUAGCCUUAAUGGGCGGUAACCCAGACAUCCGUCACUCCCUUUUGAAUUCUCUGCGGGGAAUAAAAGAUGGGGACGAUGGAGCAGCUCAUGGGGAAGAUCCAGAAAAUCCAAUUGAGUAUCCCAGUCUGAAAUACCCGAUGGCCAGCUGGUGGGAUCUACCUGGACUUGGAAUUUUAGAGCCACAACCUCAGAAAUACCUGGAGAAUAUUCACAUCAGUCGCUAUGACUUAAUUUUACUAUUAUGGGCACCAGAACAUGAAGGUAAAAACAAUGAGGCAUUGCUAGUUAAGGAGCUCAAAAAACAUAGCAGGAAGGUUUUCAUUAUCCACCAAUGUGAGACUGAAAGAAAAGAAAAGCCCAAAAUACCUGGAGUAGGGGAUGAUGAGGUUUUCACUCUAUCGCCCACUCACCUACCUGGUCCUGAGUUUCACAGGUUUUUAAAGAGCCUAGAGAAGCAACUGUCUAGUCCCAAAACCCGUGCAUUUGUGCUCUCCCUCCCGAAUCUCUCUUCAGAGGUUAUCCAAAAGAAACAAGAAGCUCUUAGCCAAGAAGUCUGGAAGGUAGCCCUGCUCUCCAGCUUGGUGGCAAGUGUGCCAGUUCCAGGAUUAGCCAUAGCAUGUGACAUGUCCUUGCUGACAGCACGUCUGGACACUUACAGACAGGAGCUGGGAUUGGAUGCCAAUUCCAUAUCCUGCUUAUCACAUAAAUCAGGAGUCCCAAUAGCUACUCUAAUGUUGGAGGUGCAUAGCCCUGCAGGAAAGGGGGUGACCCGUGAGUUAGUGGGGAAGAUGUUGUGCUCUGCCACUGGUCUGGGGUUGGAGGUAGCUGGUGUUUUUCUACACCGCAUUCCUUUUGUGGGUCCCCUGGCGGCUGGUGGCAUUGCUUUCCAUGCCAGUUAUGUUGUUUUGAGUCGCUGUUUGCAGGGUAUGUCAGAGGAUGCUCAAAGAGUGCUACAAAGGGCCCAAUCCUCAACCUAGGUUCUAAACAUGCACUUACCAUUACUCCUCUAAUAAGUUGUUCAACAGUCCGUCUUACCCUACAACACUCCUUGUAGCUAUUUAUAUAGAGAGGAACUUAUAGCCAAAAUAAAUAAAUGACAUACUGGCAUAUAAUGAAGCUUGGGCAAUUAAGCAGAAUUACAUUUUGUCAUCCUAAUAGCCUGGCAGUAAAAUUAAUCUAAGUAAUCAUAUGUUGACAUACAAAGCUUGAUAUUAAAAUCUUGCCCUGUAUUGCAGCCAAGAAAUUUUCAUGACAUUAUUUAUGAUUUAAUUACUUAGAAAGUUUCCUAAAACAUAAUAAUAGCGCAUGGUACUCCCAUAUCAGUUAUAGCUUCUGUUUUACACCAGUUAUAUGAGGAAAUGAAUGUUUGUGGCUGUAAGCUUUAAAUACAUAGCAUGUAUUUCAUAAUACAGGUUAAAUGUCAACUGGCAAAUUGCUUCUGCAUGUCAGCUGUGUCAUCCUAUUAAUUUAUCAUUGGUAUCAUUGGUAGCCUAACAUUGCAAAACCAUAUCAGUCCUUAGUGUUCUUAGCUGCAUUUUUCUUGCUUUUGGGUAGUAUUCAAGUAUUUCUCUUUUUUUACAUUAAAUGAUGAAGAGAUUUAGACACUUGGAGGACAAUUCUGGUGCCUGGGCAGUGAACACGUUUUUGAAUGCAAAGGUAUUUUAAUGCAGUGUUGCCUCUGACACUUUCCUCUGCUCUCCAGUCAUGUGCUCCUGUAAAUUACAGUAUAUGCGCAAUUCAUGCAAACUCAUAUUUGGAUGACCGUAAAGAUACCCAGAGCCAGCAGUGUCCUUAUGCUAACACAUAAAAUACUACCUAAAAACUGUCAGUAUCCAUCCACUGGGAUGCUUUAAUAGCUCUGUGUACAUGUUCCUUGAAGGCAGUGAUUGAUAAAUCUAUGCCCCCCUUUCUAGCAAGCAUGAUGUACUGAGUUCCUGUACUUGAUGAUGCUCUUAAAGUAUUAGGCUGACCAGUGUUCGGGUCACUAUUCAGGGGAUAAGGAUUAAUGCUCUAUAAUGUCUUUGUUAAAUACAUAUUUAAACAAAAUGGUUUCUGAGUAAAUUAAUUUUAUUGCUGUGAUUACGUUUAAAUUUUAGAAACCUGAUGUAAUACAUAGAUGCUGUAAACCACUUUUGUCCUGUGCAGGUUGCCGAGAGGUCAGAGACAGCCCAUAUCUGGGAUUCUCCUUCUGUAAAAGAUUAUUAUAAUGCUUAUGUAUUGUGCUUGUUACAAAUAUAAAAUAAAGCUGGAAAAAAUAAUAA